Paecilomyces variotii is the source of this 2450-nucleotide messenger RNA. RefSeq names its product putative G-patch domain protein. Gene Ontology annotation, cellular component: U2-type post-mRNA release spliceosomal complex. NCBI's taxonomy places the organism in Eukaryota, Fungi, Ascomycota, Eurotiomycetes, Eurotiales, Thermoascaceae. The transcript has a single exon. The coding region runs from base 123 to 2450 and encodes 775 amino acids. Gene Ontology annotation, molecular function: nucleic acid binding. Gene Ontology annotation, biological process: spliceosomal complex disassembly. The record is from RefSeq and is a predicted model, not a curated record.
CAUCUCCAUCCCCCCUACCACGCCACGAUUAUUGUCGGCGGCUUAACAACUGCUGCGCAGCACCAGAUGGCUGUCGAUCGCAUCCGCUGAAAAGCACCCGGCAGUCUCUGCUUUCGCACAUCAUGGACGCUGACAUGGAUUCACCACCCGGUUCGCCUUUCGCCGGCCAGAAGCGCAAGAUCGCAGACAUGAGCUCCUCCGAUGAAGAGGAUGCCAGGCCCACCAUGGGCUUUCGCGGGUUUCAGCAGGCGUCCUCGCUCUCCGAAUCCCCUCCAACAUCGGGCCUGGGUGGUCUAGGUAGCGGUCGUCGCAGUCCUUGGACCUCGACCAUGAACUCAGGCGCAGGGACCCCGCGGGGUGGAAAUCCAAAAGGUGGUGCAAAGGGUGGCUCCAUGAUGGGGGCCAACUCUUUCGCCGCGCGAAUGAUGGCGAAGAUGGGUUAUGUGGAGGGACAAGGUCUUGGUGCAGGUGGCCAGGGUAUCGUUAAGCCAGUCGAGGCUCAAGCACGACCGCAAGGUGUUGGUUUGGGUGCAGUUAAGGAAAAGUCGAAGCAGGCGCGGGAGGAGGAAAAGCGUGCAGCGGCAUUGAGAGGAGAGACAGUCGAAGACAGCUCGGAUGAAGAGCGCGCACGGCGUCGAAGACGAAAAGAGGAGCGCAAACAGGAAGCCCGUAGCGGUGCCGCCACGCCUGUCGGCCCAGCAAAACCCCGGUUCAGGACUGCGCGAGAAAUCGAAGCUGAUACAGCCGGUCUGGAGGUUCCGAACGUUCUCAAGUCGCUGAUCGAUGCAACGGGCAAGGAACAAAAGGUGUUGACGUCCACCGCCGGUCUGAUGACCCCAUUGGAGUUCGUCAAUCCGGGUGAAGGAGAGGCAAUCAAGAUUGCGCGCCGCGCGCGACACGAUCUGGAAGCCUUUGCUGAUGAAUGGAAAGGGUUGACCGAAAGGAAAAAGUACAUCGAGAUGGAGGAGACGCAAGUGGUGGAAGAAAUGGACGCCCAGCAGGUUAAGAUGGACCAGCUCACGGAACUGGUCUCGGCCGUUGCAGCGUUGGAGAUUUUCAACAUGGAAGAUGACCUGGCUGCGCGAAUAGAGGAUCUGACUUCCAAGCUGGAGCGUCUACAGACAGAGUUCCGCGACGUUAUUGAUGACUACAGGCUUUCGGAAGCUGCCGUUGCGGCAAUCCAUCCUCUCUUUCGACAGGCUAUGGACGGAUGGGAACCCCUGAAAGAUCCUACAUACCUCGUAUCGAGCCUACGCCGACUAAACCAUAUCUUAUCCCGGCGGCCCGCCAAUGGAGAGGUCAAACGAUCAUCUACGUCGCCUUAUGAAACGAUGAUCUAUACCCUUUGGCUGCCGCGAGUGCGGUCUGCCCUGCUGAACGAUUGGGAUGUACAUGAUCCCGCGCCUGCCACGACAUUAGUUGUAUCAUGGAAAGAACUUCUCCCAGCUUUCGUCUAUGCCAACGUCAUGGACCAGCUGGUUGUCCCCAAACUGAGCGCAGCCAUCAAGGAAUGGAAACCCAGGAGCAGCAAGCGGCAUCCCUCAUCAUCGCAGAACUCCCGUUUCCCCUGGUGGCUGUUCACAUGGCUGCAAUACCUGGAUGAACGCCAUACCGACCCCAAGCAAGCAACCGGUCUACUCUCAGACGCCAAGAGAAAGUUCCGCGUCGUCCUGGACAGCUGGGACCUGCGCAAGGGCCUAGUCAGCGGCAUCGAACUCUGGCGCGAUGCCCUGGGUUCCGAGUUCGACGUUGCGCUACGCAACCAUCUUCUCCCGCGUCUCGCCCGCCAUCUGCGGGACGAAUUCGAAGUCAACCCUCAAGACCAAGACCUCACUGCCCUCGAAGACGUCUUGAAGUGGAAAGACUACUUCAAACCAAACGUCUCGGCCCUCCUCCUCGCCGCGGAAUUCUUCCCCAAGUGGCACAACAUCCUUCAUAUCUGGCUCACCAACGAACCAAACUACGAAGAAGUCGGCGAAUGGUUCUCCUGGUGGCGCUCCCAGAUCCCCGAAGAGAUCAACGAGAUGGCCGCCGUCGACGACGAAUGGAAGAAGGGUCUCCAAACCAUGGACCUGGCCUCUCGUCUCGGCGACCGCGCCGCAGCGGAACUCCCACCCCCCGAACCCGCCGAGAAAACCCUCCCACGCCCCCUCGAAGCGGAACCCCCCGCCAAGCCGAAACCAAAGCCCAAACCCGUCGAAGAAGUCGGCUUCAAAGACAUUCUCGAAACCUGGUGCGCCGAACAGGGCCUCAUCAUGCUCCCCCUACGCGAAGCACACCCACAGAACGGCCAACCGCUCUUCCGCAUCACUGCCAGCGCCACCGGCAAAGGAGGCGUGGUCGUCUUCCUUCAAGGCGAUGUUGUAUGGGCACAGAAUCGCAAGGCGAAAGAUAUCUGGGAACCGAUGGGUUUGGAGGAUCGAUUGGUCGAGCGGGCAGAAGGGAAAUAA